UUUAGCCCAUUAACGUAAAACCCCACACCCUCUAGGGAACUCCCUCGCUUCUCCUGCGAGAGCUAAACGCACUGAACAGCGAACUAAAACCAAGGGUGGCCUCCAUUGAUAGAGAAGCGAACCCAAGAUACAUUACCAACACCUGCACAAGCAAAUAGAGCUAGAGAUGAUGCAGAGAUUCAAAGGAUUGAUAAAGUUAAAGCAAGCUAGAAAUGGGCUUCUUUCUUAUCAGAGAAACUUCUCUGCUUUACCUUACGAUGCUCAAUACGAUGAUCCUCAAGACCAGGUUUUGGUUGAAGGAAGAGCGAAAUCAAGAGCAGCCAUUCUUAAUAGACCAGCUUCUCACAAUGCUCUCACAAUUCCAAUGGUGGCUCGGUUGAAGAGACUGUAUGAAUCAUGGGAAGAAAACCAUGAUAUUGGAUUUGUCUUGAUGAAGGGUAGCGGCAAGGCUUUCUGUUCCGGUUCAGAUGUCGUUUCCCUUUGUGAGUUGUUAAAUGAAGGAAAGAUGGAAGAAUGCAAAACAUAUUUCCAGACAUUGUAUAAGUUUGUCUACCUACAAGCAACAUAUUUGAAGCCAAAUGUGGCCAUCUUGGAUGGUUUCACCAUGGGAUCUGGGGCUGGAAUUGCGGUGCCAGGAAUGUUUCGUGUGGCAACUAAUAAAACUGUUUUUGCUCAUCCAGAGGCUCAAAUAGGUUUCCAUCCUGAUGCAGGGGCCUCCUUUUAUCUUUCUCGCCUGCCUGGUUACUUAGGGGAAUACUUGGCUCUAACGGGAGACAAGCUUAAUGGUGUAGAAAUGAUUGCUUGUGGCCUUGCUUCUCACUAUGCAUUACAUGAGAGACUUGAUUUGAUUGAAGAACGUCUCGGUAAACUGAUCACAGAUGAGGCUACUGUCAUAGAGACUUCUCUUGCACAAUAUGGUGACCUUGUCUAUCCAGAUAAGACAAGCGUCCUUUACAAGAUCGAAACAAUUGAUAAAUGUUUCAGCCAUGAUACAGUUGAGGAAAUUGUUAAUGCACUGGAAAAUGAGGCAGCCAACUCUUAUAAUGAGUGGUGUAAAAAUGCCAUCGGCAAAAUAAAAGAAGCCUCACCACUGAGCUUAAAAGUUACAUUGCAUUCGAUACGAGAAGGUAGAUUUCAAUCUCUCGAUCAGUGUCUUGCUCGUGAAUAUCGUAUGUCACUCACUGGAAUGUCCAAACAAGUGUCUAAUGAUUUCUGUGAGGGUGUUCGUGCUCGGCUAGUAGAUAAGGAUUUUGCUCCAAAGUGGGACCCUCCAAGUUUAGAAGAAGUAAGCAAAGACAUGGUGGAUAGCUAUUUCUCCCCUCUUGGGGAGCUCGAACCAGAGUUGGAGCUGCCAACAGCAUUGCGAGAACCUUACAUCUGAGUGAUAAACCCAUACAAGCUUCAAGAGGGAAUGUCGGAUGCAGGAUGCAAGUGGCCAGGAUCGUUUACAAGCGCAGGAAUGGAUGAGGGUCCUUGAAGACACAGGUGAUCCCAGGAUCGUAUUGUAGCUUUGUAUUACUUGCCGGCUCCAUUGUUGCAGAAUGAAUGGAAACUUGGCCCUUUUAAUGUUUUCCUUGGAAUAGGUUAUCAUAUUAUUUGUUAUACAAGCUAAGCCGACAGUGCCUUGGCCACUAGUUCAAGGCCUUUUUUUUUCUCUGUUAACUCAAGAUUUUGCAGAGACGAUAGAACUUUUGUUUCCUUUCA
Molecule: messenger RNA, 1704 nt
Organism: Populus nigra (black poplar)
Lineage: Eukaryota; Viridiplantae; Streptophyta; Magnoliopsida; Malpighiales; Salicaceae
Product: small ribosomal subunit protein mS47
Exons: 14
Coding region: 167-1381 (404 amino acids)
Biological process (GO): L-valine catabolic process
Molecular function (GO): 3-hydroxyisobutyryl-CoA hydrolase activity
Source: RefSeq, a predicted model, not a curated record